Serpula lacrymans var. lacrymans S7.9 is the source of this 966-nucleotide messenger RNA. RefSeq lists its product as uncharacterized. The transcript has 9 exons. Gene Ontology annotation, biological process: cell division; signal transduction; positive regulation of protein phosphorylation. Gene Ontology annotation, molecular function: protein kinase activator activity. NCBI's taxonomy places the organism in Eukaryota, Fungi, Basidiomycota, Agaricomycetes, Boletales, Serpulaceae. Gene Ontology annotation, cellular component: nucleus; cytoplasm. The record is from RefSeq and is a predicted model, not a curated record. The coding region runs from base 67 to 723 and encodes 218 amino acids.
GUACUAGCAGGUUGAACACCUCUAGUGGAAGUAGCUUUUGGAACUGACCCCACCUUUGUUCAAUUUAUGUCCUCAUUCUUUGGGCUAGGGAAAACCCGGACAUUCAAGCCUCGCAAAGAUGUUCCAGAGGGUACGAAGCAGUAUCAGCUACGAAAGUAUGCAGAAGCAACUCUGGGGUCGGGAAAUCUCAGGCUAGCUGUCCAGCUGCCAGAGGGCGAAGAUACUAAUGAAUGGCUGGCAGUACACGCUGUCGAUUUCUUUAACCAUCUCAAUAUGUUGUAUGGUACCGUAACGGAGUUCUGCACACCGCAGGAGUGCCCCAUCAUGUCAGCUGGACCGCGUUACGAGUAUCUGUGGGAGGAUGGGAUCAAAUUCAAGAAACCAACUAAACUUCCUGCUCCGGACUAUGUCGACGCGCUAAUGAAUUGGGCACAGAAUAUUCUCGACGACGACGCGGUGUUCCCCAACAAAAUCGGUGUUCCAUUUCCGAAAAACUUUCGCGAUACCGUACGUACCAUCGUCCGCCGACUCUUUCGAGUGUAUGCGCACAUAUACAGCAAUCACUUUGACCAUAUCUGUGCUCUUGGCAUCGAAGCACACCUCAAUACCAGCUAUCGUCACUUCUUCCUCUUUAUAAACGAGUUUGAUCUUGUGGACAAGAAGGAGUUAGCUCCAUUAGAUGAACUGAAUGAUGCCAUCCUCGCAGAAGAUAAGACCAGAUAGUUUUUUCUUGCACUUUCGCUUGUAGCCGUGGGCUCCAACUUGGCCGUAACCUUGUACUUUAUUCCAGUCAUCAGACUUCUGAUGAUAUCGCAGAAGUUCUAGUUCCGUUAAAAGGCACAGCUCCAGACCCCACUGCCGCGGGCCCGCUGUCAAUAAUUCUGCAUUUCUACGUUGUCUGAGAUCGCAUCUAUAAAACUCACUACUACUACUCGCUUUCUCCUCCCCACAUUGCAUCAUGUUACG